AUGUGCAACAGGCCUAUUUUCAAUGUAUUUGAUUGCCUGACCCGUCUGCGUCAUUUUCCCGGUACCGAUUCACAGAAUAUUAUCUGCCCUGCGAGUGCUGACGUGUCGCACACAGACACCGCUUGGGAUGUUGGAAGUGCACUUCCUGUUCCCACUGUUGCCUUUGAGUUGGUUCAACUGGACAAUGGGUGUAUCGUGCUGCUUAUAGUAUUGUCUGGACAUCACAUCUCAAUGCAGUCGUGCUGUGAAGAGAAGAUUGCAAGCAAUAGAUGUGUCAGUGGCAGCGGCAGAGGAAAUCGUGUGAAUGCAGGUGCUGUGGAUGGAAAAACCACAAAACUUCGGGACUCCAUUCAUAAGCAGUGUACCACUGAAAAGAAGAACGUUAGCCGUAUUGUUACCUCUCCAAAGUCAUCGGGAUCCAUGGCCGCGACGAAACGGACCUCCAUUGUCAUCACUCCUAUUUCUACGCCCGAGUUUUUCCGCAGCAUUAGCGGUCAAGUGGGACUGUCCGGCAUGAACCCCACAACCAGUGGUGCUCCAAAGGCUCUACCGAAGAGACCACUACCGUUGUCACAUCCAAUAUCACCGCUAUACCCGCAACCUCGCCUACGCGCAAGCACACAAGCACAUAAAGUUUCUAAGAACUCGUUGGCAUGCAGCGUCCUGCACCCUCGCCCCCAGACGAUUUUAAGAAAUAACAAGAAGGUCGACUCAUCCUCCACCCAUGUUAAGGUCAAUCUAGGGAAAUCCCACAUUACUAUUAAUACCCGUCAACCAAGGCGUGCAACAACUGCUAACGUAACAUCCACAAGCCACAAGUUCACCCACAGCUCCCCACAGUUGGAUGUACCUCCUGAGAGAAUAACCGCUCCAUGGUCGCCCUCCUUGCCAGACGCCACUAUCAACAACAAGACACUUGGCGGUCAUUGCAAUGCAUUCCGUUCAGAGUGCCGCGCACUUCCAAAGACGCAAAAUCAACGAGUGACCACCUUACCUGUUAAAAGAAAGGCAAAACUGACACCACGAAGAACAAUGAAGCAAACUCAUACACUCCAAGGUCUCCACCAUGACGAAGAACAGGACUAUCCACUCUUGACGUAUAUUUGCAAGCAAUUAGAGCAGCCUGAACACAUGCCUCUAGCUUCGUGGCAGGGACCUAGAGGAAUGUGUUGUAUUCAGCAGGAGCAGAAACAGCUUCAGUAUCCUUUGCGAGGGUACUUAAAUGUGCUGCUCUCCAUCGAUGAACUGAAUCGCGUCUUCUGCAGCUUCAGCUGUCGCGAUUUCAAUAAACACGAGUGGAGCCAGUGGAGGUUUUGCUACUAA
Messenger RNA from Echinococcus granulosus, 1323 nucleotides. RefSeq lists its product as hypothetical. The record is from RefSeq and is a predicted model, not a curated record. The transcript has 4 exons. NCBI's taxonomy places the organism in Eukaryota, Metazoa, Platyhelminthes, Cestoda, Cyclophyllidea, Taeniidae. Bases 1 to 1323 code for a protein of 440 amino acids.